Trichoderma aggressivum f. europaeum is the source of this 882-nucleotide messenger RNA. RefSeq lists its product as uncharacterized. The coding region runs from base 1 to 882 and encodes 293 amino acids. The transcript has 4 exons. NCBI's taxonomy places the organism in Eukaryota, Fungi, Ascomycota, Sordariomycetes, Hypocreales, Hypocreaceae. The record is from RefSeq and is a predicted model, not a curated record.
AUGCACAAGAGCGCAAUGCUACGUGGAUUGAGCAUCUCGCGGCUUGGGCUGGCCCCACUAAGUCUGGCCCGGUUGCACCGGCGCAUAUCCUUUCUCAGCACCUCCAUGGAAAGGCUGGCACUCGUACGAAACGUGGUCGAUGCCCUGCAAUUCUUCCGCGUGUCGAAUGAUCCGUGCGCAGACAUCCUGGCGAUGCUCUUUCGACCUGUGGCAGCUUCGACUUGGAAGCUUCUGUCCUCCAAUAUCAGCGCCGCGGCUCAUCUCGUCGUUUCUGUGUACGUGUACGAGUAUGUGUUCUCGUGGUCAGUGAGAGGGCCUAGCUCCAUUACGCCACGCUCGGGAGGAGGGGUGGAUACCUUGAAAGGCAUCGUGCUGCAGUUUUCCCAACCGUCAUCCGCUUCACAUGUUCUCCUAAGCCCAAUUGAUCGCGCGCGUUAUCUGCAUGAACAAGCGGAACGAGGCUGGACGUCUGGGGAUCUCUCUUUCGCAUCCUCCACGGCCACGAGUACGUGUACGAGCGCUGUCUCGAUUCAACACAAAGACAACAACUACUCCACCACGGCCUACCUAGUCGUCCUCCUCGGCCGCUGUAACUAUUACCUGCAUUCAAAUAUGGCGACCCUCCCCCCCACUCACAAGGCCCUGCGAUUUCUCGUCGUCUUUGACUUGCCGCUGAUGACCCCUGUCCUGGAUGGCAGCCCCCCUGGUCACCGAUAUGCGCGCCCCCUGGCGUCAACCCUCCUUGUUUUCGAGGACCCCCCUUGCCCGUUGUACUAUGCCAUCAACGACCAUGGCCUUUGUAACCUGUUGAAGAGCCCAUUGGUUCAGUACGCAAACAGGCCUCGAGCGACGGUCAUGCGUUCGUCCGCGGACUCGAUUUAG